Messenger RNA from Annulohypoxylon truncatum, 1870 nucleotides. RefSeq names its product UV excision repair protein Rad23. NCBI's taxonomy places the organism in Eukaryota, Fungi, Ascomycota, Sordariomycetes, Xylariales, Hypoxylaceae. Gene Ontology annotation, molecular function: polyubiquitin modification-dependent protein binding; ubiquitin binding; proteasome binding. The transcript has 7 exons. The coding region runs from base 283 to 1452 and encodes 389 amino acids. Gene Ontology annotation, biological process: nucleotide-excision repair; proteasome-mediated ubiquitin-dependent protein catabolic process. The record is from RefSeq and is a predicted model, not a curated record. Gene Ontology annotation, cellular component: nucleoplasm; cytosol.
AUUAACUGCUACCUGAAAUUCAAGACUUCCGAUCAGAGUUUCCACUCCCGUCGCUUUCCAUUUUCCACCAGGAAAAAAAAAAGAUUCUGGUCAAAGCAUAAGGGCACCGAACCUUAACCUUUUUCCACACUUCAAUAACUGCGAAACGUCGGCGGCUUUACUUUUCACUUUCGUUUCGCGCCGCCUAAGUCUUUACCUAUUACUGCCACUACCCCUCACCAUUUUCUACAACCGUCAUCUAUCAGUCCAGGAGCAGCUAUCCCGAAGCUGCCCGUCGCCACGAUGAAGGUUACUUUCAAGGAGCUUUCGAACCAGAAGUUCACGCUCGAUGUCGAGCCCACCGACCUUGUUUCAACCCUGAAGCAGAGAGUCGCCGAAGAGAAAGGAUGGGACGCCAAGGCCUUGAAGCUCAUUUACUCCGGCAAAAUCCUCAAGGAUGAAGAAUCAGUCGCGGCUCACAAGAUUGAGGAGAAGGGCUAUGUUGUUUGCAUGGUGAGCAAGCCCAAACCUGCUCCCGCUGCUGCCGCUGCUUCAUCAAGCGCGGCCCCUGAGACGCCUGCACGAUCGGCUGCCGCCACUCCUGCCGCCGCGGCCGCGCCCACACAGUCAUCUAGCGCCGCCGCCGCCGCCGCUGCCGCAGUGCCGGCUACACCAUCUCCCGCACCUGGCGGUGGUGGCCUCAGCGGUGACAUGGCCAUGGGUUCGGCCCGACAAGAUGUGAUUAUGAACAUGGAAGCUAUGGGAUUCGAGAGAUCCCAGUGCGAGGCUGCUCUACGUGCCGCUUUCUACAAUCCUGACCGUGCUGUUGAAUAUCUCCUGAAUGGUAUUCCGGAGAGUGCUCGCCAGCCGGAGCCUCAGCGAGAAGCGCCCGCCCAAUCUACACCAGGCGCAGCUCCUGCUGGCUUCGCCCCUCCUGCUGGCCAACCUGCCGAACCUGAGUCUGAGGGUGGAAGUGUCAACCUUUUCGACCUGGCUGCGCAGCAGGGUCGAGGUGGUAGUCGUGGAGGAGCCGGUGGCAAUGCUCAAGCGGCUGCUGCUGCUGCCGCGGCCGCGGCCGCGGGUGGCCCAGCCCUUGGUAACCUUGACUGGUUGCGCAACAACGCCCAAUUCCAGCAACUUAGGCAGGUGGUUCAGCAGCAACCGCAAAUGCUGGAGCCGAUUCUGCAGCAACUUGGCGCUGGCAACCCUCAACUUGCCCAACUGAUCUCUUCGAACCCUGAUCAGUUCCUACAAUUGUUGGGCGAGGCUGGCGAUGACGAUGCGCCUCUGCCCCCUGGCGCUCAGACCAUCUCGGUGACGGAAGAAGAGCGUGAUGCUAUCGAGCGAUUAUGCCGACUAGGAUUCGACCGAGAUGCGGCGAUUCAGGCUUAUUUCGCCUGUGACAAGAAUGAGGAGUUGGCCGCCAACUUCUUGUUCGACCAGCCGGAAGACGAUGAGCCGCCCCAGAACUGAUUUUCAUGAUGUGAAUGAGAUGCCCUAUUCGUCCGCCACCCUCUUACGAUUCCAAACCGGCCUGACUACGAUAUCCGACGUGGCAUUCUUCGCCCUUGCGAUAAUAUCCCCUCUGUUAAUGGUCGUUAUUCACUCGCAUAAUGCUUUAUUCUGCUAGGACAGGCAUUUGAAGGCUCUGCCUGGAAAAAACCACCGUAUACAAUGCAAAGCAACGGUCUUCUCCUGAUUGAGACUUCCGCUACCACCUCCCCCUUUUUACCCCUUCGUGAAACACGCACUUUCGGGGCAAGACAUCAUGACAUAGCUCGCGCGAUUUUUCUAUUCCGCGAAGAUGAUAGGAGGAAUAAAAGGGCUAGGUGAACUAAGUCUAUAGCUUAGUUCUGAAUUCUACCAAUUGAUUUCUCGAUAUUACAUUUAU